Molecule: messenger RNA, 2037 nt
Organism: Mollisia scopiformis
Lineage: Eukaryota; Fungi; Ascomycota; Leotiomycetes; Helotiales; Mollisiaceae
Exons: 3
Coding region: 1-2037 (678 amino acids)
Source: RefSeq, a predicted model, not a curated record
AUGUCAGCAAACACUACGAUCUAUUCUGGAUUUUGGGUAAACCUUUCAAAAGGUCCAGUGCUCGGGUCGACUCUGACUCUCAAGAAAGACAAUGCCGUCAUCCUCAUCGCUGCACUGGCUAUCUUCAUUCAAUUGAUUGGGGUUCAAUCUUUUGGCAUCAUCCGUCUCCUCGCACAUCAAAUACGUGCAACUAGGGAACCUAGAGAUGGUCUAUUCCACCAGCAACAAGCCACCUUGAGGAAUGACGGUUCCGAUAUCAGUGCCACUUGGGUCUUUAGCAGGAUAGCAUAUGCUUGGCGCUCUCGAUCCCCUAAGAGCUUUCGCAAAUCUGUCACACUUAUCUUGAUAGGGUUGCUUCAUCUGAUAGCGUUUGGAGCAGCGAGUGUACUAGCCUCCCAUAUAACAACCACAGAUGAAGAGGUUCUCAUAACCCGGAACCCCAAUUGUGGACCUUGGAAAGUAGUGAAUGAGAUUGGAGCAGCAAACCAACCGGAGAACAUUAUCCAGAGUGCUUAUGUAUCAACCACCUUGCAGUCGACUGAUAAAUAUGUUCAGAGUUGCCUGUCGGAGCCACAGUCACUUCCAGAGUGUACCAUGUUCAAGCGAGAGCGGUUGCCUUGGACUUCAACAACAAAUAACUCAUGUCCCUUUGAUGACUUGUGUCUUGGCCCAGCUUUAUAUUUGGAUACAGGCCUGAUCGACUCGCGAGACGACUUGGGGAUCAAUAGUCAUGACUCGGAUCGUGUUCAGUUGCGAAACAACUUAACUUGCGUGCCAAUCACCACUGACGGAUAUAGCAAACAAGGCACGAGUUCAUACAGUUACCAGGACGAUUUUUCUUCUGGAAAUAUAACUUUCAAUUAUACGGCUCUUUUAUAUGGCCCUCCAGAUGAUAACGAUUUCCUUUAUGGCGUCGAGGAUCUCACUUUGCAAAAUGCGACUUACCUCUACACCAACUUUAUGGAUCUUGCCGUUCCUUCUCACGGCUCUGAAGGAUUAGUUCCCUAUUACUUGAUCCUUCGCAUCCUUCUCUUGGUUCUACACCGGCCCCAGCGACGACCUCUGGCUCCCUGCCCACAGACAAACCAACCAAGCACCACCUCCGCAGAUAACCUCAUUAUCUACUACCCUGACAAAGAGGUCUCUGUCCUCGCCUGUCUCGAACAACAACAAAUAUGCAACCCCUCCUCCAAAAACAACUCUUGCACACAAUUCCGCUCGAUCUACUACUCAUUCCCCGACUCUGAACUCGAGGAAGUACUUACAAAUGACCAUCAGAUGCAAAUUGCGAACACGAUCCUGAAUUCGAACGUUGGAUUCGAUUACCCUAUGAUGUCGACCGGGCUCCUCGCCUCACGCUUUGCAGAUAAUGGCUUCUCGUUGCCAUUAGCAUCCAAUCAAUGGAUUUUGGAAGUCGAGAACUGGUUCACGAUCACUCUUGCUACCUUACAGCGCCUUAUGAUUGAGUUUGCCACAGGACCAUCAUCUAGCCAGUAUUCGGCAUUCAUAGAUGUCGAACAAGCAGAGAAGGAUCCGGAUGUGAGGUGGAUGUGUGAGAAUCAGAUUAUCAAUCGAGGCGAUUAUACGAAUUUUCGGACGUUGAGUAUUUGCUUGAUCUUUGUGCUGGGGUUGCUGGUUUUUGUGGUUAAUCAAAAUAGAGAGGCGAUUGCAGGACGCUUGGGUUGGAGGAGGAGAGGUUGGAGACAGAGGGCGUGGUGGGCUGAGGGGACGUUGCGGUUACAGAGGCGGGCAUUCGAGGGCGUGGGUAUUGAGUGGGAAUCGGAAGAUUGUGAUUUAAUUCCAGUCACUGAGAGCGGGAGGAUGUUUAGUGCGUUGAGAAUUUGUGAGGAGAAGGUUCUUUCGCCUUCCGAGAAGAAGGAUACAUGCGUUAUUACAUCGCAAGGGUCUCCAGAGCCAGAGGAUACAGAGCCGGAAAUUUCAAAAGCGAACGAUACGAUUGUGCAGGUAAAAUCUAUCUCGAAGUCUAGCAACGAGGGGGCGAGUGGUGGCAGCAAUGGAAGGCCCCGUUCAAUUUAG